GUUCUAAGGACAUCGUGCAUCAGUCAUCGUCUCGACAAUUUCCCGACACGUUCCUAAUACAACGUGUAACCAGAAACUCGAAAAAGAAAUUAGUUCAGGUACUGAAACGUGACGUUUACCUUUCUACUGAUCAUGCUCCGUGCAGCCACAGGUGCAGUUUACCUGAGAAGCCUUCUGUUUCGAUCUCUUUCUUCAAAUAGAAGAUCGUUCCAUGCCAGAACAGCAAAUUACAGCACGUCGAAUAAUGUCAGCGAUCAUGAUUUCGAAGUUGAUGUGCUGGUUGUUGGUUCUGGUCCGCUUGGAUGCACAUAUGCAAGGAAAUUGCAUGAAAAGGGACGCCGUGUCUUCAUGAUCGAUGCUGGCGCCCAGCUCUCUGAGAUUCCUGGCUGGCAUUUGAAAAACUCCUUCUUAUACCAGCGGAAUGUCAACCAGUUUACUGGUGUGAUAGAAGGUCACUUGCACACUCUGUCGGUACCACCGGACGAUAGCGCUGUUCCAACGUUGGAUCCUGGUGCCUUCGCAGUGGAUCGAGAUAAAUAUAAAGGAUUUGUCUCUGAAAAUAAAAAUCCGAGACAAGAUCCUUUCGUGAACCUUCCAAAAGCCGCCGCCACUUAUGCCGUUGGUGGAAUGUCUACCCACUGGACUGCAUGCACCCCGCGGGAAUACCCAGAAUAUCGUAGCGAUCUUAUUGACUCUGAGACAUGGGAUUCACUGUACCGCGAAGCUGAAUCACUUCUCAAGACAAACCAGAACAUGUUUGACGAUACAAAGAUUGAUGAUCAUCCUGGUGGCGGUGCCCCGGGCGGAAUAAGGCACUUCAUCCGUAACCACCUGGUAAGAGAUACCCUUCGCGAGGCUUACCCACAUCUCAAUGAGCCGAACGAAAUACCUCAGUACUUGCCGCUGGCUGGAGUUAGACGUACUGACGCACCAGAAUACAUCACAUGGAGUGGUGCUGAUACGGUACUUGGGGACGACAUGCUAGCAAAAUUGAAAGAAAAUGAUGGAACCUUUCAGUUGAAGGAAAUGUGGCAAUGCCGGAAGCUGCUAUAUACUGAUCCGGACCAGGGGGCGCAAAAGGUGCGGUAUGCCGUCGUGAGAGACCUUCUCGAAAAAAAGGACCUCAUUAUUAAGGCUGAUACAAUCGUUUUAGCAGCUGGUGCUGUUCUCACACCUCAAAUCAUGUACAAUUCCGAUAUCGAUCUUCCCGCCUUGGGUCAUUACCUCUGUGAACAACCACUGGCAUUCUGCCAGGUAGUUCUCCUGCAAAGCCUCGUGGAUAGCAUCGAGAAGAAUCCUGAUUGGAAACCGAUAGUGGAUGCGUUUCGCAAAAAACACCCAAAUGAUCCAAUCCCGAUACCUUAUACUGAUCCACAACCACAAUGUUGGAUUCCUGUGUCAGAUAGUCGUCCAUGGCACUGUCAAGUGCACCGUGAUGCAUUCUCGUACGGAGGCGUGGCUCCAAAUGUCGACACACGUCUGAUUGUCGACUUACGUUGGUUUGGCAAGAUGGAACCAAAGUUUGAAAAUCACGUUUCGUUCUCGUCCGAAGAUAACCUGAACCGGGACACAUUUGGAAUGCCCCAACCCACCUUCCAUGUCAAAUUGUCCGAUAAGGAUCGUAAUCUUGCUCACGAAAUGAUGGAAGAUAUGCUUGUUGCAGCUGGGAAACUUGGCGGAUUCUUACCCGGGUCAGAGCCAUCAUUUCAAGAGCCAGGGCUAGCUUUACAUAUCACGGGCACAUGCCGAAUGGGCAACAGUCCUACAGACAGCGUUGUUGACACCAACUCAAGGGUGUGGGGUUUUGAGAAUGUGUACCUUGGUACCUGCGGUGUCAUUCCCGUUGGAAGCUCCUGCAAUCCAACACUCACAGCCAUGGCUUUGGCCAUCCAUGCGUGUAAGAGCAUCGAGAAAAGCGGUUAAUGUAUCGACUCAUAUGCACGUCGAAUUUUUUAUCUUUAUUGCACACCUAUUAUAUCCAUUCAUAAUCAUGAGCCAAUAAAUCAUAAAUAAUUCAAUAAUGUAAUGUUAUAGCUACGUCCAGUCUACUCUUGACUGCACUCUUGAUUAAUUUCUAGAUUGCACUGUACAACAGAUUAAGGAUUUUUCCUUUUAAGCCAUUUAACUAUAUGUCCUGCAUAUAAAUUAAAGUAAAUAAGUCAUACAAAAUAAUUGAAAUGACGACGUUUUUUAAUUAUUAAUAUAUGUAAUGACUUAUACUUAUACAUUUCGAACUUUGUCUCGUUCCUGAUUGGUCAGAAAGCACCGGCUAAUUCUCAAUAUUCUGUAAGACUGUAUUUAUUACGUAAUUUUAGCUGCGGACGUGCUCAGCGUUCAAUAAUGAUUUUUUUGGAUCGAACUUGCAUCCAAAAAAACAAUUCAUUGGUUUUGAGUAUAUAGCUACCGAUCUAUGUGAAAACAUUUCGCGACUAUCCUUCUCCCGUGUCGUCGUAAUGCGCUGUUUUUGUAGAAAAAUAUCAAACAGUUUAAGCUUGAGUUUAAAGUGAUUAAUGUUUCUUUGCAAAGUUCAGCGAUGCGCCAAGUUUGCUCACUCCAGUCUUCUUGUUUUUU
Messenger RNA from Dendronephthya gigantea, 2571 nucleotides. Its product is annotated as pyranose 2-oxidase-like. The transcript is spliced from 7 exons. NCBI's taxonomy places the organism in Eukaryota, Metazoa, Cnidaria, Anthozoa, Malacalcyonacea, Nephtheidae. The coding region runs from base 133 to 1923 and encodes 596 amino acids. The record is from RefSeq and is a predicted model, not a curated record. Gene Ontology annotation, molecular function: pyranose oxidase activity; flavin adenine dinucleotide binding.